Molecule: messenger RNA, 641 nt
Organism: Camelina sativa (false flax)
Lineage: Eukaryota; Viridiplantae; Streptophyta; Magnoliopsida; Brassicales; Brassicaceae
Product: NADH dehydrogenase [ubiquinone] iron-sulfur protein 6, mitochondrial
Biological process (GO): mitochondrial electron transport, NADH to ubiquinone
Cellular component (GO): respiratory chain complex I
Source: RefSeq, a predicted model, not a curated record
UAGCUUCUCUCUCUCUCUCGCUCUCGAUAGACUGACUUUUUUUACCUCUGAAAAUCUCGGUGUUGGAGAAAUGGCGUCGAAUCUCCUGAAAGCCCUAAUCAGAUCGCAGAUUCUUCCAUCUUCGAGGAGGAAUUUUAGUGUGGCUACCACUCAACUCGGCAUUCCAACAGACGAUCUAGUCGGAAAUCACACCGCCAAAUGGAUGCAGGAUAGAAGCAAGAAGUCACCAAUGGAACUGAUCAGUGAGGUUCCACCUAUCAAAGUUGAUGGAAGGAUUGCUGCUUGUGAAGGAGACACCAAUCCGGCCCUUGGUCAUCCAAUUGAGUUCAUAUGCCUCGACCUAGAUGAGCCUGCGAUUUGCAAGUACUGUGGCCUUCGUUACGUUCAAGAUCAUCAUCACUGAAGGCAAAUUCUGAAAGAGAAAUCGCUAGUCUCACUCGUUUGCUUAUUGCAUUUUCUAAGUUUGUGUAUCUUCAGCUAUUACUUAUAAUAAAGGAUUCAAUUGAAGUCGGGUAAGUUUGAAUCUUGUUUCAUCCUCACUUCAGCACUCAAGUCAUUUUGUAACAUUCAAUCAAGAUCUGAUAUCGCUAUAUUUUGCAUGCCACUGAGCUCAUAAAAGAGCUAUCUUUUCCAAGUUCCAA